Pestalotiopsis fici W106-1 is the source of this 555-nucleotide messenger RNA. RefSeq lists its product as uncharacterized. The transcript has 2 exons. Lineage: Eukaryota; Fungi; Ascomycota; Sordariomycetes; Amphisphaeriales; Sporocadaceae. Bases 1 to 555 code for a protein of 184 amino acids. The record is from RefSeq and is a predicted model, not a curated record.
AUGCGCCCGGUAUUACUCAAGACAGCUUUCCAGCCCGCCUCUGUCACGAGAAGCGCCGGCUCUGUCUCUCGACGAGCCUUCUCCGCGUCACGACAGUUGAAUGGAGCAAAUUUAAUACACAAUUCUGUCCGCCGGCCCGACGACCUACACUCAUAUAUCCUACUUUCCUCAUCGGCCCGGGCGCCGCUCAUCACGCUGUGGACGACCAACUGGUGCGCGACCUGCAAAGUCGUCUCGCCGCUGCUGCGCGAGCUGAUCGAGUCCGGGGUGGGCGAGGCCGAGGGCGGCGUCCACUACGCCACCGUCGAGUACGACUGCCCGGACAUUAUGAGCGGCGGGCUCGGCAUGACCUACAUGAUCAAUGGCAUCCCGACGCUGCUCAGCAUCGAUGCCGGCGAGCCCCAGACCGAGACCAAGACGGCCGACGCUCGCAAGCUCGGCGACCGCGCCUGGCUCGAGGAGUGGAUUAGAAAUGAGGCUCGGCGCCACGGUGGUCGAGGUGGUGGCGGCGGAAGUGGUAGUAUUUUUGGAGGUUUGUUCGGCAGCCUAAAAUAA